Pteropus alecto (black flying fox) is the source of this 7099-nucleotide messenger RNA. It is a transcript of the gene ADK, whose product is annotated as adenosine kinase. The record is from RefSeq and is a predicted model, not a curated record. Gene Ontology annotation, molecular function: adenosine kinase activity. Gene Ontology annotation, cellular component: nucleus; cytosol. Bases 64 to 1092 code for a protein of 342 amino acids. The transcript is spliced from 11 exons. NCBI's taxonomy places the organism in Eukaryota, Metazoa, Chordata, Mammalia, Chiroptera, Pteropodidae. Gene Ontology annotation, biological process: purine ribonucleoside salvage.
CGGGGCCAGAUAGCUGAAGGGGUGGGGCGCACGCUGGAGCCUAAGUGGGGUGGGAGCGCGAAGAUGGCCGCCACUGAGGAGGAGCCGAAGCCCAAAAAGCUGAAGGUGGAGGCGCCGCGAGCGCUGAGUGAAAAUAUUCUCUUUGGAAUGGGAAAUCCUCUUCUUGACAUCACUGCUGUAGUGGAUAAAGAUUUCCUUAAUAAAUAUGCUCUUAAAGCAAAUGACCAAAUCUUGGCUGAAGACAAACACAAGGAACUGUUUGAUGAACUUGUAAAAAAAUUCAAAGUCGAGUAUCAUGCUGGUGGUUCUACACAGAAUUCAAUUAAAGUGGCCCAGUGGAUGAUUCAGCGGCCACACAAAGCAGCAACAUUUUUUGGAUGCAUUGGGAUAGAUAAAUUUGGGGAGAUCCUGAAGAAAAAAGCUGCCGAAGCCCAUGUGGAUGCUCAUUACUAUGAGCAGAAUGAGCAACCAACAGGAACUUGUGCCGCAUGCAUCACUGGUGACAACAGGUCCCUUGUAGCUAAUCUUGCAGCUGCCAAUUGUUAUAAAAAAGAAAAACACCUUGAUAUGGAGAAAAACUGGAUGUUGGUAGAAAAAGCAAGAGUUUAUUAUAUAGCAGGCUUUUUUCUUACAGUUUCACCAGAGUCAGUGUUAAAAGUGGCUCACCAUGCUUCUGAGAACAAUAGAAUUUUCACUUUGAAUCUGUCUGCACCAUUUAUUAGUCAGUUCUACAAGGAAUCAUUGAUGAAAGUUAUGCCUUAUGUUGACAUACUUUUUGGAAAUGAGACGGAAGCUGCCACUUUUGCUAGAGAGCAAGGCUUUGAGACUGAAGACAUUAAAGAGAUAGCCAGAAAGACACAAGCUUUGCCAAAGGUGAACUUGAAGAGGCAGCGAGUCGUGAUUUUCACCCAAGGGAGUGAUGACACUAUAAUGGCUACAGAAAGUGAAGUCACUGCUUUUGCUGUCUUGGAUCAGGACCAGAAAGAAAUUGUUGAUACCAAUGGAGCUGGAGAUGCAUUUGUUGGAGGUACAGACUCAUUUAUUUUAUACUUACUUGUUUUCUAUCUCAACUGGUCUCUGACAAGCCCCUGAAUGAAUGCAUUCGUGCUGGCCACUAUGCAGCAAGCGUCAUAAUUAGGCGGACUGGCUGCACCUUUCCUGAGAAACCAGACUUCCACUGAUGGAAAAGCAGGAAACCCAAGCCCAGGAGUACAAACACUGCCCUGAUUGCCUCCUGAGAAUUCCUAGAGUAAUAAAGAAGAAAACCAUCUGCCAUCUUUUCUUACUGUAUAACGUUCAUUCUUAAUUUAGAGGGUAUAGUAAUGCUCAGUAGAAUCUUUAUUCUCUCAACAAACUAAAAAAAUUGUUUAUUUCCAUAGUUUGAUAGUGCCACUGAAAUGUUAAUUAAACAGGAAUAUAACAUUUCGAUAGAAAUUUUUAUUUAAUUUUCGGUUACUUUGUAAAUUCAUGAGUAUUUAGCAAAUUGAUCAGGUUUUUUUUUUACAUUUCUGCUUUGAAUGCAGAUGCAAUUUAAUAUAAGAGAUUUUUAAAGGAAUUAAUUCUAACAUCAAUCUUUAGCUUUUUAUACAAGUAUAUUUAAUUUAGGAAUGUGUGUAUGUAUGUAUGUGUACACAUAUGUACACAUAUAUGUAUACAUAUAUGUACCACAUAUAUACAUGACAAAUAGUCAAAUAGGUACAUUUAUCAAAAAUAUAUAUCUUGCCAAAUUAUGCCAAAUAAUCUCUUCAGUGCAUACUCAAAUAUAUAAUAAACUUUGGAUAAUUAAGUAAUUUGCCAAAUUCUAAGUUAUAUUGCAAUAUUCAAAUCAUAAUCUUAUACUUACUUAUGGUACUCUGUAAUUUGAUACAAAUAAAAACUUAUCAUGUGGAUUUUUUUUUCUGUCUUUGCCCUGUGCUCAACAAACUAAGGAAGAAAGAUCAUUAUUUAAUACUGGACCCUGAAAUGAUAUCUAAUUUAUUAAUGGAGAUAGAAAGAACAACAACAUAAUACAUAGAAAAAUAAUAUUGGUUACCAGUAAGUCACUAUUUUAAGGAAGACAAAUGGUAUAAUAGAACCUUUGGAAUCCACUUGAUCACCUUUAUAUGACCUUGGACAAAUUACUCAGCCUCUUCGAGCUUCAAUUUCCUUUCUAUAAAAUGGGAUAAUAACCCCUUUGUACAAGGUCAUGAGGUGAUUUGAGAGAGAAUACCAAAUAUAAAAUACUUGGCACAAUGCCUAAUAAGUGCCUGCUAUUUUUAUCAUAAUGAUUAUUGUUGUCGAAGAAGAAAAAAAUAAUGUAAAACUGAAUUUAAAUCAUAGAAAAAGGUUCAAGUUUUUGUUUUGUUUUAUGUUUAGGUAAACUUUAAGGUCACCUAUGCUUGUUUGUCUUUUUUUUAUAUUAUUGGUAUAUAAUUCAUAUAACAUAAAAUUUUCCAUUAUAAAGUAUGCAAUCAGUGGUUUUAGUAUAAGCACAAAAUUGUGUAGCCAUCACCAUUAUCUAAAUCAAGAACAUUUUAAUCAUCCCCAAAAGAAACCCUGUACAUCCCAAUUCACCCCAUUCCCAUCCCCUGGCAACUACUAAUCUAUUUUCUGUCUCUAUAGAUUUGCCUAGUCUGGACAGUCAUAAAAAUAUAGUCAUAUAAUGUGUGAUCCUUUGUGUCUGGCUUCUUUCACAGCAUUUUUUCAAGGUUCAUCCAUUUUGUAGCAUGUAUCAGUAUUUUUUUUGGUCAAAUAGUAUUUCAUUGUAUGGAUAUACCAUAUUUUGUUUAUCCAUUUCAUGAGUUGAUGGAAAUUUGGGUUAACACUUUUUUGCUAUUAUGAAUAACGCUUCUAUGAACAUUCAGGUACAACUUUUGUGUGCGUGUUGACAUAUGUUCUCAGUUUGGGGGAAAAUAUACCUAGGAAUGGAAUUGCUGGGUCACAUGGUAACCUUAUAUUUAACUUUUUGAAAAACUACCAAAUUUUUUUCCAUUCUCACCAGCAAAGUUUGAGGAUUCCAGUUUCCUUACAUCUUUGCCAAUGUUUGCUGUUAUCUCUGUUUAAAUAUAGCCAUCUUGGUAGAUAUGAAAUAAUAUCUCAUUGUGGUUUUGCAUUUCCCUAAUGACUAAUGAAAUCGAUCAUUUUUUCAUGUGCUUUUUGGCCAUUUCUAUUUUUCUUUGGAGCAAUGUCUAUUCAGAUCCCUUGACCAUUUUUUUGAUUGAGCGAUCUGUCCUUUUAUUAAGUUAUAAAUGUUCUUUAUACAUUCUAGAUAUAUCUCUUAUCAGAUAUAUGAUUUACAAAUAUUUUCUUCCAUUCUGUGGGUUGUUUUUACUUUCUUGAUGGUGUCCUUUGAAGCACAAAUGUUUUUAAUUGAUAUGAAGUCCAAUUUAUCUGUUUUUUUCUUUUGUCACUUGUACUUUUGAUUUCCGAUCUAAGAAUCAUUGCCUUGCCCAAGAUCACGAAGAAUUACACCUCUGUUCUCUUCUAAGAGUCUUAUUGGUUUUGCUCUUACAUUUAAGUCUUUGAUCCACUUUGAGUUUACUUUCAUAAACAUAUGAGGGAGGGAGUUUAAAUUAAUUCUCUUGCAUGUGAAUAUUCAGUUGUUCCACUCAAUUCACUUAAUUGAAAAGAUUAUUUUCUCCACUAUUGAUUUGUCUUGGAACCCUUGUCAAAAUCAAUUGGCCACAAAUGAAAGGUUUUAUUUCUGGACACUCAGUUCUAUUCCAUUGGUCUGUAUGUCUCUCCUUAUGCCAAUCUAGACUGUCAUGAUUACUGGAACUUUGAGCAAGUUUUGAAAUCAGAAAGUGUGAGUCUUCCAAUUUUGUCUCUCAUGCAAAAUUAGUUUGAGUGCUAGAGUAUCCUUAUCAUAUUAAAAAUACUACAGAAUGUCUUCCUUAAAUAAAUAGGAGGGACCCUGAGAAAACUUUUUCUACCCUUUUUUUAUGAGAAACUCUCAUACUCCAAGACUAUUUAUCAAGUAUAACUCACCAGCUAGGAUUUUCUGAUAGUCUCUAUGUAUAGGAGGUUCCAAAUGAUGCUAUUUGGUAGUACUUACAUGCACACAGAUCACAUAACUUUCUUGUAAAAGGACAUAGUUGUUGGGAUGUGUGUAUUUUGUCCUUGAGCUUAUGGCAUACUUUUUUAGUUCUCUGUUUUGGUAAAGGACAAAGGAAAAAUAAUGGCUUACAGACUGGGUCUCAGGAAACCUGCCUCUGACUGUUAGGCAUUCUCUGUGGCCUAAGUUCUUCCAUCUUGGGAUGAGGAGUAGUUAACUUAGUCCCACUUUAUAGCACCUUGGUUUAUCAGAUAUUUGAGGGAGGACAUGUAAUAUGGGAGAAGAAUGAUGAUGUUGUCAAGAAUAUGUGUGUUCUGAUCCAAGGUUGGCUUCAAAUAGCUGUGUGACCCUCUUAUUCUAUGUAAUUCAUAAGUUGCAGAUUCUUUAGUUGUGAUAUCCCUAAAGUAUAGUUAUAUUAUGGACCACUGGUUUGAACAAGCUUGCUUCUUUCUAUGUGGGAAAAGGUGGUUCUUACCUGAGGAGUAAGCCAGAAAAACAGGUCAUUCAUUUGUGUGUCACAGGCAAAUGAGGUGGGCACAGGAGACUGAUACCUCAGAGGCGGCCUAGGUGAUCUGGAGAGUUAGGACAUUGAGGUCAGUUUAGUCUCAGCCAGUGAUCAAGGUUGCCAGAAAACUGCUUCUGUGAGGUAGAAAAGAGGGUGGUACAAAGCAUUUGGAGACAGGCUGGGUGCCUGAAUAUUAAUAUAGCAGAGUUAAGAGAGAAAGAAAAAUAGAGUGGCUAUUGUGUUUUCUUCUAGUUGUUACACCUGUUUUCAUGAUAUGUACCUUUAAGUACUCCUUUAUUUCUCUUAAAGAAUCAGAAAAGGGUAAGACUUUCUUUUUAGAUCAGAGUGAGGGAAAUACAUUCUUUAUCUGAAAUAAAGUCCAAGCAGCCUUGGCUAAAAGCUAUGAUUUUCACCCAAUUUGGGGAAGCAAGUGUUGUAAUUUUUUACUCUUUCAGAACAGAUAUGUAUAAUAUAAAGAUUGUUUUAGACAUACACAACCUGCAAAGGAAGCAUUUGUUUGGUUGUCAGUCUAAAAAUAUUACCAGUGUUGAAAUAUAAACAUAUACACUUUAUCAUUUCUGUUACUCCCUCAUAUUCAGAAAAGGUAUCUAUUUAAUAAUAUUUCCACUGGAUAAAAUAAGUUUAAAAUGUAAGCAAUUUCUUUAUGAUUCAGUAGUAGUUCUAUGUUCAAGUCUUUGGCUUUGUGUACCCUUGGACAAGUUCUUAAACUGCUCUGAGCCUUCGUUUUCUCCACUGUGAAAUGAGGAAACUAUAUCCACCCCCAGUGAGGGAGUAUUAAAAAAUGUGUGAGUAAAAAUAGUUUAUAAAUAGUAAAAUGAGUUUAAAUAUGAAAAAGGUUGAUAUUUUACAAAGGCACCAAAGCAACCCAAUGGGGAAAGGAAAGUCUUUUCAUAGGCAAUUCUAUAACAACUCGAUAUCUAUAUGGGAAAAGAAAUGAAUCUUUGACCUUUACCUCAUAAAAUACAUAAAAAUUAGAAAUGAAUCAUGGCCAUAACACAAAAUCUAAAACUAUUAAGGUUCUAGAAGAAAACAUAGAAGAAUAUUUUCACAGCUUGGGGGUAGGCAAAAGUUUCUUAGGACUUUGAUAGCACUAACCAUAAAGGAAAAAAUAUUGAUGAACUCCAAAAAAAAAAGAUUUUUGUUCAUCAAGACACCAUUAAGACUAUGAAUAAACAAGCCACAGUACAGGAUAAAAUGUUCACAACACAUAUAUCUGACAAAGAACUUAUAUCCAGAAUGUACAGUAAAUUCUCACUUAACUUCAUUGACAGGUUGUUGAAAACUGAUACGUUAUUCAGUUUUACCAUAGGCUAAGUGAUAUAAAUAACAGUUACGUUCCUAAGGCAUAUUUCUGUAUAUCAGUUGGCCUAUAGUAAAAUUGGUUAACAUAGCAGUUUCCAAAAACCUAUCAACGAUGUUAAGUGAGGACUUACUGUUUUAAAAACUCCUACAACUCAAACAGAUGACCUUACUAAAGAAAAUAUAUGAAAGACCAAUAAGCCAUGAUGAAGUAUAUGACACCUUUAUUCAUGAAAGAAAUGAACAUUAAAACCUCAAUGAAAGACUACUGCACUAGAAUGACUAAAAUUUAAAUGACAACACCAAACGUUGGAGGGGAUGUGAAGCAACACUGCUAGAGAAGCAUAAAAUGGAACAACCACCUCAGAAAAAGGCCCGGAAGUUUCUUACAAAAUUAAAUAUAUCUAUUCUUUGAUCCAGCCAUUUCACUCCUAGUAUUUACCCAAGAGAAAUGAAAAUGUAUGUCCACAAAAAGACUUGUAUUAGAUUGUUUAUAGCAUUGUUAUUCAUUGUUGCCAAAAACUGGAAAUAGGGUAGUUACCCAACAGCAAGAAUAUAGAUAAAAACUGGUAAAUUCAAAUAAUGGAAUAAUACUCAGCAAAAGAAAGAAAUUAACUACUACUGAUGAAAUAACAUGAACCAAUGUCGAAAAUGUUUUACUGAGUGAAAGAAGCCAGAUAUGAAAGAGUACCAACUAUAAGAUUACAUAUAUAUGAAAUUCUAGAACAGGCAAAACCAACAUAUAGUGAAAAAUAUCAGAACAAGGGUUGGCUUUGUGAGAGAGGAGAGAAGGGGAAACUGGGAAGAGAAAUGGGGCUUUGUAAGCUGAUAGUGAUGUUCCGUGUCAUAAUAGGGGUUACACAGGUGUGAAUAUGUCAAACUCAGGGAAUGUUCUACACACACAAGCCUAAGCAAAUACUGAACUCUAGUUAAAGAUAUGCAUACUGAUAGAGAUGAAGUGUAUCGAUGUUUUCAUCUUGCGAUGAAGUGCAUCAAAAAAUAAGAUGAAUGAAAAAAUAAACGGUAAGGCAAGUACAGCAAAAUGUUAAUUGUAGAAUCAAGGUAUUAAAUAGAUGAAUGUUUGCUGUAUAAUUCUUUGUAAUGCUUUUCAACAUUUCUAUGUGGUUGAAAUUUGCCCUAAUGUUGGGAAAAAUAUAAGGUACCUAAAUAGGAAAACCCAUUAAACUUGAUUGAUAUCAGCAUCUCAAAGAAAAUAAAAUAGCAAAUGACAUAAAAAAACA